Populus nigra (black poplar) is the source of this 662-nucleotide messenger RNA. RefSeq lists its product as uncharacterized. Lineage: Eukaryota; Viridiplantae; Streptophyta; Magnoliopsida; Malpighiales; Salicaceae. The transcript has 3 exons. The record is from RefSeq and is a predicted model, not a curated record. The coding region runs from base 45 to 503 and encodes 152 amino acids.
UGUCGGUGUUCUAACGUCGGCGUCUUUUUGAUACGUGUAUAUAUAUGCUGAAUUGGUCGUUAAGCAAGCUACACAGCCGCGACGAGCCAAAAGCUGCACGUAUGGAUACAAAGAUAGUUGCGCUGAGGAAUGGCACAGGAGCAACUCAAAGAAAGGAAAGAAAAUCAAGGGACAGAAAACUAUCCAGGAGCAUCAAAAGGAUAAGAGCUGACAUGGUGGAGAUUAGCAAGGGGCAUAAACGUAUUAAAGAGGGGCAAGAAGAAGUGAGGGGAAGAUUUGAAGAAAUAAGCAAAGAGGCUGCCAAGCUGAAGGAGGAAACUAAUCUAAUCUCCAAGCAGAGCGCUGCGAAUCAAGUCAGGCUUGAUCUUAUGUUUCAGAUUGUCAAAGCAAGAUCAGAGAACGAUACUGCCAGGGACGCCGUACUGACGCAAACUUUGCGGGAACUAAUGGCGAGCAAGAGCAAGCUCCCCGACGAGAUAAAAGAACAAGAUUUAGCAAGUUAACCCUGUUUCCUGGCUCCUAUGCCGCUUGCUUUUAUGUAUUGCUUUUUUAGUACGUACGCAGUAGCAUCCCAGCGUUAUUUUCAAGCACUCUUUCUGUAUUGUGAUACUAUAUAUAACGAAGUUAAAUUUUUUCCCCCCAUGACGAGGGGUUACCGACCA